This is a messenger RNA of Psammomys obesus (fat sand rat), 1340 nucleotides long. RefSeq names its product myocyte enhancer factor 2B (gene Mef2b). Gene Ontology annotation, biological process: positive regulation of transcription by RNA polymerase II. The coding region runs from base 108 to 1172 and encodes 354 amino acids. The record is from RefSeq and is a predicted model, not a curated record. Gene Ontology annotation, molecular function: RNA polymerase II cis-regulatory region sequence-specific DNA binding; DNA-binding transcription factor activity, RNA polymerase II-specific; protein dimerization activity. The transcript is spliced from 9 exons. Lineage: Eukaryota; Metazoa; Chordata; Mammalia; Rodentia; Muridae.
GCAGCGGCAGCAGUAGGCGCCGGGACCCCCGCAGUGCGCAGCAGGUGCGGCCGGAGGGACGGGACUCCCGGACUCCCGAGAACAGCCACUCUGCACAGCCACACACAAUGGGGAGGAAAAAAAUCCAGAUCUCACGAAUUCUAGACCAAAGGAACAGGCAGGUGACGUUCACCAAGCGCAAGUUCGGGCUGAUGAAGAAGGCUUACGAGCUGAGCGUGCUUUGUGACUGCGACAUCGCGCUGAUCAUCUUCAACAGCGCGCAGCGCCUCUUCCAGUACGCGAGCAGCGACAUGGACCGGGUGCUGCUCAAAUACACUGAGUACAGCGAGCCGCACGAAAGCCGCACGAAUGCGGACAUUCUGCAGACACUGAAGAGAAGGGGCGUGGGCCUUGAUGGGCCUGAGCUGGAGAUGGAGGAGGGGCCAGAGGAGAAGCUGCUGAGGACGCUGGGCAGCCACCGGGGCUCCCCCUCGCCGCUGCCUCGGAUCUAUCCCGUGGCCCCUGCGAUGUCGGUCUCAGAGCUGUCAUACCGGGUCCCACCGGCCGCCCCGGGCUGUGACCCUGGUGAGCUAGGGGAGGCCCCGUCUGCCCACAGCCGCCCGCCUCACUUUCGACCCCCGGGCCUGGGACACCCCAUCUUCUCUCCAAGCCAUUUCGCGGGAAAGACGCCCCCACCCCUGUACCUAGCGACUGAUGGACGGAGGCCAGAUCUGCCCCCGGGCCUGGUUGGGACCCGAGGGGGACUAGGCACCUCGUUCUUCCUUGCUGUCCUGCAGAGGAGUCUGUACGGCGGCCUGCAGAGCCCAGGCGCCGCCCCGGGCCCGGCUCUGGGUAGCUUUGCCUUCCUGCCAGCAGGCUCCUCAGAGUGCAGCCCCGGAGACACCGCUCAGCUCCCGCUGCCCCCCUCGCCCUGGCCACCGACGAGGGACGCCGCGGAUCCCGCCCGGCCAGCUGCCCGCAGCCUAUGUGAGGAGGGUCCUCCUAGCCGAGUGGCCUCCCCUCCGACGCCUCCAGUCAGCAUCAAGUCCGAGCGUCUGUCUCCAGCCACUGGGGCCUCUGGUGACUUCCCCAGGCCCUACCCCUACCCAUUGCUCCUUGCUAGGCCCUUGGCAGAGCCAUUGCGGCCCACGGCCUCCCUGCGCCGCCUGACCCCUGACGGCUGGCCGCGGUAGCGCCCCAGGGGUCUUCUCCAGCCUCCACGGAGAUCCCGCAGUCUUGGGUUCCCUGCACAACCAGGAGGGCGAGGGCACCAGUGUGCAGCACUGUGAGAUCCCUUCCUGGGGGCCACUGCAGUCAAUAAAGCCCAAGGAUCCGGGGUGGGGCUCUGGCCCGGGUAGCCG